Messenger RNA from Gryllus bimaculatus (two-spotted cricket), 6398 nucleotides. NCBI's taxonomy places the organism in Eukaryota, Metazoa, Arthropoda, Insecta, Orthoptera, Gryllidae. The record is from the annotation of a GenBank genome assembly.
UGUGUUUGUACAGCUGGGGUUAUUCGGAGCAAGGCAUCAGCUUCACAUUCAGGAAAUAUACCAAAUACAACAAAUAUGGAAUACCCUUCCUGUUGCAAUUGAGCAAGAAACAUGGCUAGGUAGGUAUCACUAAUCAAUUCUGGGCCACUCAAUAGAGAAUUUAAGUUGAACCAUUGGUAUCCAAGACGUCUUAUGGUAAACCAAUGAUCUCGGUAAUUACAAAUAAAUGCUUUCAUUUGCGCAGGAUUUUUGUGUGCUUCAACAGCUCUCUCCUCUGUGCUGUUGUAUGGUAUUAAUUCUAGUCCCCACACUUCUAGAGCACUACUUAUAACUUGUACAGAAAAGUAGCCACUGUCAUCAUAGUUGCCUGAGGGUUGCUCCAGAAACUUCCUAUAGUCUUCUGUAUCAACUCCCGAUUCUGACAUCCUCAAUCUUUCUUCAUCAUCCAUCUGUUGGGCCAAAGUAGCUAAAUCCACAGCCGUAAAAUACGAUCCUUGAAGUAAGGCGUUGAGACAAUGUUGGGCACAUAAUGAUCCUUCUUGCUUUUCGUGAAAUAUCGCCUCCAUGUUCCACGCAGUUGCAAACUGUUGCAAACAUUCAUGGAAUAAACCAAUGGAAAAUGUCUUCACAAAAUGCGUUUGUGUUUUCGCGUUUGAGUGUUGACACUCAACAUGGCGGCAUGUCGUCAGUGCUGUGCUGUGUCGUGCUUGUGUUACUGUUAGAUUAGAAAACUUGAAACAACGAUCAAGUAAAGUAAAAGCCAAAAACACAAUCCGCACCCAGCACGCAUUGAAGACAUCUGAGGAUUUUGCCAACUUCAUUUUUCACUUAGGACCUCUGUUGACAUCAGUGACUUCAAUAAUUUAACAGUAAAGCGUGUUGCAAUAGGUUAUAUUUCGGAUAUUGUAAUUGCAACAGCGUGAUUUGACUCUUUAAUAGGUUUUCCUUUUUAUUUUGUAUGUGUUCUCUUGAAGCACUUCAUUUGGCUUUUGUGUUCAAGAAAUUGGAGAGACAUCAUUUUAAUUGGCUGAGAACUUUUCUGUGAUAUAUUCUUCUUAAGCCAAAGUUCUUUGCAUCCAAACUUGAAUUAUAAUAAACUGAAAGAAAGACUAUGUCCAAUAAUCCUCAGUGGAAAUCCUUCCAGCCGCCAGCCAUGAAUUCGGACACUGCAAUACUGGACAUAAAGUCUUUGACAAUCCCCAAGAAUUCUACAUCUUCAUUUGCCAGCUCUCCCAAUGGAACAAGUUUCACAAAUAGUGGGAAUAACCAUUUUCAAAAUGUUCCAUCAAAAGACUCGCCGAACAAUGUGUACAGUAACAAGGGAAGCUCAAGUGGCCACUACUCUGCAAAUUACUCAUUUUCGACUUCAAAUAACUCUCGAGGAGGAGGUAGAUUCCCCAUAGGCACCUUCACUGGUAAUGAAGGUAACAAUACGGUAUUUAACGGAGAAUCUGUUUCAUCCCCACCAGCAAAUAACAGCAACAAUUCCAGUAGCAACACCACCAAUGCAAACUCAGGCUCAAAUUACAAUGAUUCCCUUGGCAGUCAGGGGACACGUGAAACAGGCAUUAUUGAGAAGUUGUUGCACUCUUAUGGUUUUAUCCAAUGCUGUGAAAGACAAGCAAGAUUAUUUUUUCACUUCAGUCAGUUUAAUGGCAAUAUAGAACACUUAAAAAUUGGUGAUCCAGUGGAAUUUGAAAUGACUUAUGAUCGAAGAACAGGAAAGCCGAUUGCAAGUGCAGUUACAAAAAUAGCUCCUGAAGUUGUUCUCAGUGAAGAACGUGUGACCGGUAAUGUGACAACUGAACUUCGUAGUGAUGGGUCUGCGGGAGAUGUUCAAGGACGAAUUAGUUAUGAAAAUAGAGGAGAAUGUUUCUUCCUGCCAUACAACAAAGAUGAUGUUGAAGGAAACGUAACUCUGCGAUCUGGAGAUAAAGUCAGUUUUCAGAUUGCUACCAAUCAGCGCAGUGGAAAUCUUGGAGCAUGUCAUAUUCGUCUAGAGAACCCAGCUCACCCUGUCAAAUAUCAAGGUGUAGUGUGUUCUAUGAAAGAAAGUUUCGGCUUCAUUGAACGAGCUGAUAUUGUGAAAGAAAUAUUUUUUCAUUUCUCAGCAGCUAAGGGUAAAGAAGAACUGCGUUUGGGUGAUGAUGUAGAGUUCACUAUUCAAACGAGAAAUGGAAAGGAAGUGGCUUGCAACAUUACACGCUUGGAACCAGGCAGUGUUGUGUUUGAAGAUGUAGGAAGUGAACUCAUUAAAGGACAGGUUUUGAAACCUUUAGAACGAGGGCAGCAGGCUCGGCAUCAAACUGAUCCUCUUCCUGGACGCAUUAAAUAUCGUGCACCUGAUCAUUCUGAAGUGGAGGUUCCAUUUGGAGAUAAGGAUCAGAAAGGAGACUUCACAUUGAGGCAUGGAGACUGGGUACAAUUUCGCAUUGCCACUGACAGGCGAGAUCAGCUCCAGCGUGCUACUCAAAUCUCUUUGUUAGAUGAAUCAUUUCUGAUGUCAGGUGAACGACGCGAACAAGGUGUUGUUUUGUGUUUGAAGGAAGGUUUUGGAUUUUUGCGAUGUGUGGAGCGAGAUACACGUCUAUUCUUUCAUUUUAAUGAAGUUCUUGACGUUGAUAGGGAAAUCAAUGUUCAUGAUGAAGUGGAGUUCACUGUAGUUCAAGAUCAGUCAUCAUUUUCAAAUAACCGUCAGAGUGCAAUUCGCAUUAAACACUUGCCUGCUGGUACUGUGCAAUUUGAGACUUUGACUGAGAAAAAUGUGACUGGUGUUAUUACUAAGGAAGCUCCUCUUCCAAGCUGGGGCAGUCGAAGUCCAACAAAAGGAAGCAAUCAGUCUCCCGGCAAAGGUGAUAAUCCAGAUGUAGGUAUCAUUAACUAUCAAGUAAAUGGAACCAAGAAGACAAUCUAUUUCCAUUCUAAGGACUGUGAUCCAAAGAACUUUCCAAGAAUUGGUGACAAGGUUGAAUUCAACAUUACUCAAGUGAAACGCAACAAGGAACUUUUGGCUGUUGAUAUUCAAGUUGUUGCAAAAUGUCAAAAUAAGAACGGGCUUGGUCGUACUAGCAACAUGCCGGUUUGCCAGGGCUUUAUUGCUGCCUUGAAGGAUGGAUUUGGGUUUAUAGAAAACAUUACCCACGAUAGGGAAGUUUUCUUCCAUUUUAGCAACUUUGAAGGUGAUCCAUCAGACUUGGAAUUAGGUGCUGAAGUAGAAUAUAACUUAGGCACCAGAGGAUCCUCGGGUAGUUGUUUGUCAGCUGAAAACGUGCGAGUAUUGACCAAAGGGACUAUUGAGUUACCAGCUGCUGUAGGCGACAUAAUGGAGGGUACUGUGAUCCGUCCUCUUCGCAGCGUAAAUCCUGAUCAAACCCAAUAUGCUGGCCUUAUUCAAACUAAUACUGAUGAAGAAGAAGAAGAGGAAGAAACUGAGAAGAAAGAAUAUGAAUUUGGCAUAACUAGUCUGUCCAACAAGAGAGAACUUCUACAGAAUGGAGAUCCUGUCACUUUCCAACUGGAUACAGAAGGGAGAGCUGCUAAUGUUGUUGCAGUUCGAAAGAAGAGAAGGGCUACUGUUGAUGCUGUAAAAGGCCUGUUUGGGUUCUUGGCAUAUGAAGUUGAAGAAGGCAAGAAAUUGUUCUUUCACAUGUCGGAAGUUAAAGAUGCGACAACUUUGCAGCCAGGUGAUCAAGUGGAAUUUGUUCUGGUGGUUAAUCAAAGAAAUGGAAAAUCAUCAGCUUGUAACGUUGUCAAAGUCAGUGAUGCUCCGAAACAAGAACGACCAGAGCGUCUCAUAAGUCGUCUGCGCACCAUUUCUGUGGAUGACUCGGGGCCUAAGCUGACGGUUGUUCGCCAGCCUCGUGGGCCGGAUGGCACAAAGGGAUUCUCCUCAGAUGUGAGACAGCCCAGAGCUCCUGGGGCAGUGGUGGAGUAGCAUUUUGAGAGAUCGUCAUUUGUCAUAGCUUGCUGAUAUACUUUAAAACAUAGCGAUCUCAUAGCUACUACAGUAUAUUUCUUGGGAUGAAAUUUUAUUUUGAUCCAAGGUCUUGUAAGGAAUAUUUAGUCCCAUUUUUUGCUGCUAUAAAAUUUAUGAGAAAGUUGGGUAAAUAGGCCUUUUACAUCUCAUUAUGAAAUUUGUGAGAUCAGUGAUUAUUUUUAUUUUGUAUUUAUAUUGUGAUCUGACUAAGGACUUGCAGAAUUGCAAUCUCUUCAUUAACCCAUUCAAACAUUUUAUCUGCAAAUCGUCAUUCACUUAUUUCUUGAUGUGGAAUGGGGAGACCAAAUAGCUUACCUAUAAUUUUUUGAAGUAUUAGCCAUAUUCCAUCUGUAUUGAGAUUCUGUGUUUUCUACUGCGGUGUGCCACUGUUGAUGUGAUUUGAAGGUUCUGAUGAAUUUCAAGGAAAAUAACUUUCGUGUUAUGAUAGUUGCUAAGGAUAAGAACGAUUUUGCAAGAUAUUUCAUCUGUUUAUUAAGUUGGUGUGCAAGAAUUUGUAAUGGUACAUUCAUUGCCUCUAUUUUAGAGUAAGAUAGUGGUGAACUCAUAAGAGGUGGUUUGAAGCAAUCUUGUAUUGAAGAUGGGAGGGGGAAUACCUAGCAAGAAAACUAGCUUUAAACAUAACAAAGACCCCGUUGUAUGGUAGGGACUCUUAUCUUCUGUAUUUCAUAUUAAUUCAGCUAAUCAUCAAAGUAGGCCUGUUUUGCCACUAGUUAAAAACAGUGGUCACAAGCCUUUCCAUGUUGGCUAAACUAAAGGUAAGAUUGAAAUGUUAUUUGUUCCAAAUGGGAGGUUUCAAAUGCCUACAUCUUUGACAUUUAUGUAAAUUUAAUUAUACAUGGGAAACAGCAGACGUCAGCAAACAGUACCCACAGUAACUGGUUAAUUUUCAUCAUUAGAUAUUUCUUUUCCCCAACACUGUUAUUCUAUGUACAUUCAACUAAUGUCAUAUAUUGCAUGAUAAUACCUCACUGAAGGUACCAUAUAUUUCUUGUUUUUGUGAACUAUUUCAUUUAUGUAUAUGUAAGUUAGAUAUCAAUAGAGUUUUAUACAAUGCUGAUGCAGAUACAUUUAUCAGCAUUACAAGGCCAUGUAUCCAAACACUUCCACGUCUUGGAUCCAGUCAGCUCUGUACUUUACUAUAUUUAUGAAGCUUGUGCUCACAUUGAUGGAAACUAGAAAAGUAAAUAGUUGCUUUUGUUAAAGAUUGUCAGAGAAUGGAUUUUUAACUGUUCAUUUGACAAAAUGUUGCACCAUUACUUAUACAAGUAUUUGUGACUAUGAAUAAAGGAAGUGAUUUGAGGGUAAUGGUGAGAAACGUGUAUAAUAUAUUGUACUAUGUUUAGAAGUUUGCUUCCAUUUGGUGAUUCAUAUCGUUUGUCUUAGUAUUUCUGUUGCUUUCCCUACAAGAUAAAUGCAAACUCGCUAUCUUUGUGUAUUUCAGAGCAUGUGUAUAACAGCAAAUAGAGUAAUGGAAUUAUUGUGUGGCCUGUUCAACAUGCCUGUUGCUCAACAGAGCUGAUAAUCAUGCAGCUCUUAGUUGUGCUCAAGAGCAGUGUCUUUCAAAACAGUGACAUCUGUGAGUGAACUUCAAGGAUUUCGUUGGUAGUGAAUGGUGAUAAGACAUCAAAUAAGAGAGAUCCUUCUCCUCUGAAUGAUUAUUAAGAAUUUUGCGGCAUUACUUGUGAAGUCCUAUACUAAGUCCAAUUCCUCAUGCAAUGCUCUUUUAAAUGAUGCUGUACAGUAGAUGUGUUUUUCUUAAUUUUGUAUGCUGCAGUGAAUGUACAUUCUUGUGCUUAGCAGGUACCAAGAGAGAGUGAUUACAUGUAUUGGCGUGUGUGUGUGAAUGUAUGUGAUGUGUGAUAGCAUGAAUAUGAAAUUUCUUAUCAAUUGUAUUGUAUAUUUAUGUGUACUUUCAGGCAAACUGUUUGGAGGUAUUUCCAGUGGGAUAAAUGAGGUAUGGGAGAAUAAUAUUCCUUUUCACUCAGGUCUAUUGGCUGGGUGGUGAAUGAUAUUUGAAACAUCCCUGCUCACAAAUGUAAUGAAUAUUGACUAACCUUGAAACAUAAGUGCUUUGUGAGACUUGUAUCCUGAUGAGCAGUUAGCGGCUAUUUUAAUGUAUAAUUAAAAAUAAUUUUUCAUCCUAGCCAAAUCUACGUAGAUUCUAAAUGCAGACUAAGCUUAAGUUGGUCUCAGAUAUAAACCAUAUUUGCAGAUUACAUUGCCAGUUAAUUACUACAAUAAUUUUCAUAAGGUUGCUGUGGGUACAGUUUUGCAUAAUUUUGGUUAAUCAUGUACCAUUAUUUUUCUCUUAAUUGUAUUUCAUUUUCAAAUGCAGGAAAAAUGUAAAAAAAUAUACAAAUUGGACAUGAUAUAUAAAGAAUAAAAUUGAAAAAAAUCUAUA